AAAAUUGUCAUUUUUAUAAUUCAAUUGGAGACCGGAGCUACACAAGUUAUUAUUCAUCCUCCAAAAGGUAAUUUAAAGUGAGAAUACGCGGGAAAUUUAAAUUAAAUGUGUAUUAGUCUGCAGUGGAGCACGUUAUCUAUCUGUUAUCUAUAAAGCGAGAAAUAUAAGAGAGAGAUAUUUUGUGUAAAAUUUUUUUCAUAUAAAAAAGCAUCGUAAAAUGAGCAUGACACCAUUUAUAAAGUUUACAAUUAUUGUUAUGGUCUGUUUUUGCAUAUUUGUUAAAGGGCAAGAUAAAUGUGGCGAAAGUAAAGCAGAAUGUGAGGCACAAACAGACUGUUCGAAUUGCAUUCGGGAGCAUCCUUGUUGUGUCUUUUGCUACGAAAAGGAUUUCCAAGGCCCUCGAUGUUUCAAAAGAAGCAAUUCAACAACUUGCAACCCAAAAUAUCUAAUAAAUAACUCCGACAUUAAAAUCGAAAGCAACAAAGUUGAAUUUCGGAGCGUUUCAAACAACGAUGUUGACACAGCCGUUCAACUAAUCCCCACGAACUUCAAUGCCACUUUGCGAGUCGGAAAACCAGUCAAUUUAACCCUUCGUUAUAAACCAGCCGAAAACUACCCUCUCGAUCUGUACUACUUGAUGGACCUCACGAUAAGUAUGGCAGGGACUUUAAACAUUGUCAAAACCUUAGGUAGCAACUUGACAACAUUGUUAGAAACUUUGACUAAAAAUCACCAAAUUGCCUUCGGCUCAUAUAUCGACAAGCCGGAAAUGCCCUUCUAUAUGACAUCUCCUGAAGAUUACAAAAAUCCCUGCAAAAUCGAUUUUGAAAUAUGUGAACAAGGAUACCUCUUCAAACACAAAUUAAACUUCACUGAUAACAUUGAAGAAUUUAUCAAUGUGGUGAGCAGUAGUAGUCUUUCGGCCAAUAAUGACCACUAUGAGGGCGGUAUGGACGCCCUAAUGCAAAUUCUAGUGUGCGGCGAGAAAUUUCAUUGGAUGGAAAAAUCCCGAAAGUUGGUCGUGGUUGCCACUGAUGGGCUUAUGCACCUCGCAGGGGAUGGUCUUCUUGUAGGACACGUGAAAAAAAUCAACACUGAAACGUGUCUAAUCAACUCUGAAGGCAAUUACAACUCGAAAAUCCGCUACGAUUACCCUUCCUUGGAAGAGAUUUACCACAAGUUGAAAGCUGAGAAAACCAACGUCAUCAUAGCGGCUGCGACCCCAGAUGCCUACCAUUACUACCAACAAAUGUCCCAAAUGCUCAAUAGUACGUUUUUCGUUGGGCAAUUGGAAAAUGACUCGACUAAUGUCUUAAAUGUGGUGAAAGACGGUUACUAUGCUUUUGCCCGACUUGUUAAUUUGUUUGUUAAUACUUCUGAAAGUGAAGAACUUCAAGUUGAUUUUUUUGCCGAUUGUGAAAAUGAUGGGAAUUGGGUGAAGAGUUCGAUGUGUUCAAAUGCAAGGAUUGGGAAGGAGAUGAGUUUCAAGUUGCAACUUAUACUGAAGGAGUGUCCUCGUGAUAAUAAUCCGAGAACCAUUUACGUGGAAGAAAACAACAUUUAUGAGAAAAUUGCUAUUAACGUGAAUUUUGUGGGAUGUAUGUGUGAUUGUCCAGAUGCCACAAACACUGGAAUUAACUGCAAACAUGGAUUUUGGGAUUGUAAUAAAUGCUCUUGUGACGAUGGCUGGACCGGACCGUCUUGCUCCGACCGUUGCGAAAACGACCACCAGGAUUGCCGUUUGGGCCCCAACGGUAAAAUUACCAUUACUUGUUCCGGACUGGGCGACUGUAUUUGCAAAAAAUGCAAGUGUUACGUCCCCUACACCGGUUCAAUAUGCCAAUACAAAUGCCCCAUUGACAAAAACCGCCAAAUUUGUAGUGGGCAUGGCGAAUGUGUGAAUAACGGGACAUGCGAGUGCGAUAAUCAAUACAGCGGUCACGAUUGCAGUUGUUUCGAAUCAAAAGAAGGUUGCACCUACUCUGAUACAAUCUGCAGCGAUAAUGGGGAUUGCAAAUGCAACAGUUGCAACUGCGAGAAGGACUAUUCGGGGCGUUUUUGCCAGAUUUGUGACAAGUGUAGCCAACUGUGCGAUGACUACAACUCAAUUGUUGAGUCACGUGAGAGAAAUGUCACUAAAAAUGGUAAAAUUAUUGUGGUUGAGUCAGUUGGGGAUAUUCCAGAAGAGGAACGCAACUGUUUUACGAGAUUUAGGACGAGUAAUGGCGAAAUUUGUGAAAUUAAUUACAAAAUACAAAAUAUAAAGGGUGAUUUUGUGAGGAUUAGGGAAAUGACACCAAAGUGUUACAAACCAAUGGCGGCUGGUGUCUAUGCUGCACUUAUCAUAGGGCCCCUUUUGUUACUAGGGUUCCUUGUUAUUUUGAUUUGGAAGACUAAAAAUGUAAUACAGGACAAGAGAGAGUUUGCCCAAUUUAUCGAAAACCAGAAGAGGAAUCGCACCAAUGAGAAUCCUCUGUACAAAUCUCCUCUUGUCACGUAUAACAAUCCAAUGCAAAGAGUAGAGUUUCAUGGAAAAAGUGAGUAAGUGGGGUUUUUUGUACACCGUUGGACAUGGAAUUUUCAACGAUUUGUUCUUCGAUUUGACUACGGAGAACUACAAACUAGGAGACGAAACGAGAUACAAAAUUGCUCGAUUUUUUGGACCGAGAAAAAGUAGCAGAGUAAAAUUUGCAUCGUUAAUAAGCUGUGAAAAACGAACCAUGAGAAAUAUGGGAAAAAAAAAUUUACAUGUUUUUCAAAAUGCUGCGAAUACGGUUAAAGAUACAAGAAAAAUGUAAGAAAGAAAGUUGUAGAGAAUGAAAUUUUCUAGUAAAAAGUCCGCGAGACCAUUCCUCUAUUUUUAAAGGUUUAGGCCUCAAAGACGUUCAAAGCCGCUCAAGCCACAUUUUUAUUGAUUCAGUGCCAGAGGAACACUUUAAAGCAAUUUAAACCUGAACCGUUGAAGAUAGAAAUAUAGUGUCGGGGACUUUUUUGUAGCAAAUUUCAUUCUCUACAAUUUUGUUUCUUA
This is a messenger RNA of Tribolium madens (black flour beetle), 3028 nucleotides long. Its product is annotated as integrin beta-nu-like. Gene Ontology annotation, molecular function: integrin binding. Lineage: Eukaryota; Metazoa; Arthropoda; Insecta; Coleoptera; Tenebrionidae. Gene Ontology annotation, cellular component: integrin complex; cell surface; focal adhesion. The coding region runs from base 218 to 2545 and encodes 775 amino acids. The transcript is spliced from 8 exons. Gene Ontology annotation, biological process: cell migration; cell adhesion mediated by integrin; integrin-mediated signaling pathway. The record is from RefSeq and is a predicted model, not a curated record.